AUGGCAACAUCUAAAAAUUAUAGCAGAUCUGUGGUAGCAGCCUCGGAUGAAGUGAGAGAUAUUUACUGUGAACCUUGUGUGGAUGAUGGUAAACAAAAUGUAGCUGAAGGAUUCUGUGUGGACUGCUCAGAGUAUCUGUGUGGACAGUGUUACAAGAACCACACCAGAUAUAAAGCCUUCAAACAGCAUGUGCUUCAGGAUAAGGAUAAAAUGCCACUGUUUACAACAAAAGCUGAUGCCAAAGAUGUUUGUGUGGAAAAGUGCAGCCUUCACACCACAAAGAUUGUUGAAUAUUUUUGUAGGUCAUGUGACACACUUGGAUGCCACGCUUGCAUUACUCUCAACCAUCGUGUAUGUAAAAAUGUGGAUCAUAUACCAAGCAUUGUCAAGGACAUAGAAAAAAGUGAAGAAUUCAAAGAGUUUAUUAACGGAUUGGACAUAAAAUUAGAAGCAGUUAAAGAAAGAAAGAAAACGCUCUGUUCUAAUUCAACUGAAACUGAUGUAAUGAAAGGAAAGGCAAAAUCAAUGCUGAUACAGCAGCGUGAUGAAAUAAAGAAGUUCUUUGAUCAGCUUGAGGCUGAUAUGAAUAAAAGAAUUGAAGAUUUUGAUAGAGAAAAUAAGGAAACUUUGAAAGCAGAAUCAUCAGCAUGUGACUCAAUCUAUGAUGACCUUGAAACAAUCAAAUCUAACAUCAAAACAAAACUGAAAGAUGGACAAAAAUGUGAAUUGUUUAUUGCUAUGAAAAAUGCUAAACCAAAGACAGAAAGGCUUGACAAGGAGUUGGAAAAGUCAACUAAGGAGAGCAAAAUACAAAGCUAUGUUUUGGCACCUUCACCUCAAAUAAAGCAGGUUAUGGAAAGCACAUCUGAAAUUUGCAGAUUACACAGAUCACGAUCUGCAAAAUAUUUGCAUGAAAUAAAUGUACGCACAAAAAAUGACAAUAAAAUGCCACACAUUUGUGGUCUAGUUAUAGUACAAAAUCAGUAUCUGGCUGUUGCAGAUAAUAAUAACACAUCAGUCAAAAUGGUAGACACAAUGAGUAUGAGUGUAAAGUCUGAAAUGAAUAUGAACUGCACUCAUGUUUGUUGUAUUACCUGUAUGAGUGAUGAUAAAAUUGCAGUUAACACAGUAUCUCAUAAUCUGGAAAUCAGGUUCAAAUCCAGUUUAUGUCAGUGUCUAAACAAGGUUCUCUCAGUAAAGGUUAUCUGA
Mercenaria mercenaria is the source of this 1209-nucleotide messenger RNA. Its product is annotated as transcription intermediary factor 1-alpha-like. Gene Ontology annotation, cellular component: chromatin; nucleoplasm. Bases 1 to 1209 code for a protein of 402 amino acids. Gene Ontology annotation, biological process: positive regulation of DNA-templated transcription. Gene Ontology annotation, molecular function: zinc ion binding; ubiquitin-protein transferase activity. Lineage: Eukaryota; Metazoa; Mollusca; Bivalvia; Venerida; Veneridae. The record is from RefSeq and is a predicted model, not a curated record. The transcript has a single exon.